AUGAACAAUUUGUGGGAUCAAAUUCGACGGUCUCAGGAUGAAGAUGAUGAAGAGAUGAUGGCCACCAACACUAUUGUCAUCGCUGCAGUCGCAGAAGAAUCUAGAAACCAACACCGAGGGCGCGGUUCUCAUUCGGGUCGUGCACCAAAUGAGGAACGACUUAGAGAAGAAAGGGGCAAAGGUAUGUUGGUCGACUACUUUGUCGACCGGCCAGUGUUCAAAGAUCCGGUGUUCCGAACACGUUAUAGGCUGAGUCUCAAUCUCUUCAAGCGUAUAUCUACUGACCUUUGCCAGUAUGAUCGUUACUUUGUUCAAAGGUAA
Messenger RNA from Rosa chinensis, 321 nucleotides. RefSeq lists its product as uncharacterized. Bases 1 to 321 code for a protein of 106 amino acids. Lineage: Eukaryota; Viridiplantae; Streptophyta; Magnoliopsida; Rosales; Rosaceae. The record is from RefSeq and is a predicted model, not a curated record. The transcript has a single exon.